Messenger RNA from Ziziphus jujuba (common jujube), 3358 nucleotides. Its product is annotated as probable LRR receptor-like serine/threonine-protein kinase At3g47570. The transcript has 2 exons. The record is from RefSeq and is a predicted model, not a curated record. Bases 168 to 3221 code for a protein of 1017 amino acids. Lineage: Eukaryota; Viridiplantae; Streptophyta; Magnoliopsida; Rosales; Rhamnaceae. Gene Ontology annotation, biological process: protein phosphorylation. Gene Ontology annotation, molecular function: protein kinase activity; ATP binding; protein binding.
UACAUGGCAGCCUAGCUGCCCUUUUUAUAGCAUGCCCAUGUCGGUUGCUAAGCGCACUCAAACCUUCUGGAUUUCUCUUUAAAGUCGGGGCAAAGCUUAGAUAUUUUCUUCACCAAUUCCAAAGCUUUACUUGCUGUCUAAAUAUAUAAUUUUAAAAACCAAAGUCAAUGUUGAAUAUCUUUCUGAUUAUUCUUUUCUGCAUGAACACGGUCGUAGUAUCAGCAAUAUCCUUACCCAGUUAUGGAAAUGAUACUGAUCGUCUAGCUUUGCUAGACUUGAAGAGUAAGAUAAUCCAAGAUCCUCUAGGAAUUAUGGACUCCUGGAACGAUUCCAUCCAUUUCUGCAACUGGGUUGGCAUCACAUGCAACCCAUCAAGCCAACGAGUAUUGGUUUUGAACCUGAUCGCUCUAAAGCUGGCUGGUUCCAUCCCACCUUCAGUUGGAAAUCUCACUUACCUCACUGAAAUCUACCUGCAAAACAACAGCUUUCAUGGGAAAAUUCCUCAAGAAAUGGGUCGUCUUCUGCAACUGCAGCUUCUUAACUUAUCGUACAAUUCCUUCGGCGGUAAGAUUCCAACUAAUAUAACGCACUGCAAAGAACUAAGAUAUUUUCUUGUAUUUGGCAACAAGCUUACCGGGUCAAUUCCAGUCCAGUUCAGUUCAUUGUCAAAACUGGUGCACUUGGAUCUUAGCAGGAACAAUCUUACUGGAACUAUCCCAGCUUGGAUAGGAAAUUUCACUUUUCUGUACUCACUUUCACUACGCCAGAACAAUUUUCAAGGAAGCAUACCUGAAGAUCUUGGCCAUCUAACAAGCUUGGGGAGAUUCGAACUCGUUGAAAAUAAUCUCUCUGGUAUUGUUCCUCCUUCAAUUUAUAAUAUUUCUUCCAUGUUCGAUUUCCAUUUUACUGAUAACCAGCUGCAUGGAAACCUACCACCAGACGUUGGCUGUACUCUUCCCAAUCUCAAAGUAUUUGCCGGUGCAGUUAACAAACUUACAGGCCCUAUUCCAAUAUCAUUGUCAAAUUGUUCUGCACUUGAGAUGCUUGAUUUUUCUCAAAAUUAUCUCACUGGUUCAGUCCCUGAAACACUAGGGAGCUUGCAAAAAGUGCGUAGGAUAAAUUUUGAGAUCAAUAGGCUGGGAUAUGGAAAAGCUGGUGACCUGAAUUUUCUCACUUCUUUGCCCAAUUGUACUGUUCUAGAGGUGUUGGGUAUGGGUACCAAUUAUUUUGGAGGAAAACUGCCCUCUUCCAUAGCCAACCUUUCAUCCUAUUUACGCAUAUUUACUAUUAGGGAUAACUCCAUAAAUGGAAAUAUUCCAAAGGGGAUUGAAAACCUUGUUAACUUGACCCUUCUGGGAUUGGAACAUAACCAGUUAAGAGGUAGUGUCCCUGAAGCAAUAGGGAAGUUUCACAAGCUACAGGAACUUUACUUGAGAGGAAAUAAGUUUUCUGGGUCAAUACCCUUUUCCUUGGGUAACUUGACUUCAUUGAGCGUUCUCUUUAUGGAGGAAAACAGGUUUGAGGGAAGCAUACCUCAAAGUCUUGGAAACUGCACAUAUUUGACGACCCUUAACCUUUCCAGUAACAGUCUCAGUGGUAACAUUCCCAGAGAGGUUAUUGGUCUUUCUUCCCUUUCAGUAUCUUUGUCACUGUCUCAUAAUUCCUUAACUGGUUCCUUACCAUCUGAAGUGGGUGUAAAUCUUGAGGAGUUGGAUUUAUCAGAAAACAAGUUAUCAGGUGAGUUGCCUAGCAAUCUUGGAAAAUGUAUUAGAUUGGAACGCCUGCAUUUGGAGGGCAAUGAAUUUGAAGGUGCAAUCCCUCAGACUCUGGAAAGUCUAAGAGGUUUGGAAGAAAUGGAUCUUUCCCGCAAUAACUUAUCUGGGUUGAUUCCAAAAUUUCUUGAACUUUCAACUCUUAAAUUUCUCAAUCUUUCUUAUAAUAAUUUUGAGGGUGAAUUGCCAAGUGAAGGGAUUUUUACAAAUGCUACUGCAGUUUCAGUUCUUGGAAAUGAUAAACUCUGUGGUGGCAUCCCGAAACUGCGUUUGACUCCAUGCCUCAAGGAAAAGCACAAUUCAACAAGAAAAUUAUUUUCUCGGAAGGUUGUAGUCCCAGUAACUUGCGCUUCUGUAUUGUUAGCAGUUAUAUUGAGCAUUUUGGUUGGUCAUUCCAUACGGAGGCCUGUUACAAAAUCUUCUACAGAUGAUUGGCAAUCGAGUAUGUCUUACUCAGAUCUUUUUGAAUGCACCGAUGGGUUCUCUGAGAACAAUCUGAUCGGUGCAGGCAGUUUUGGUUCCGUAUAUAAAGGAAUUCUUUCUAAAGAUAAAAAAAUAGUUGCGAUUAAGGUAUUAAACCUUCAGCAACAGGGAGCUUCCAAAAGCUUCCUUAAUGAGUGCAAUGCUUUGAGAAGCAUAAGACAUCGUAAUCUUCUUAAAAUCAUUUCUGCCUGCUCAAGCAUUGACCAUCAAGGAAAUGACUUCAAAAGUCUAGUUUUCGAGUUCAUGGCCAAUGGAAGUUUGGAGAAGUGGCUGCAUCAAAGAGACGACGAAGUAUGCCAGAAUAAGAGGUUGAGCCUUAUCCAGAGACUGAACAUAGCCACUGAUGUUGCUUUUGCUUUGGAUUAUCUCCAUAACGAUUGUGAAACACCUAUAGUUCAUUGUGAUCUAAAGCCAAGUAAUGUUCUUCUUGAUGAAGAUAUGGUUUCCCAUGUUGGUGACUUUGGACUCGCAAAGUUCCUCUCUGAAGCAUCAGAUAUUCCCUCAGAAAACCAAACAAUGUCUGCUUUGCUAAGGGGUUCUAUUGGGUAUAUUCCUCCAGAAUAUGGCAUGGGAGGCCAAGUUUCCAUACUUGGAGAUAUCUAUAGCUAUGGGAUACUCUUGCUAGAGUUGUUCACAGGAAAAAGACCCACUGAUGAUAUGUUCAAAGAUGGUCUAAGCAUACACCAGUUCGUUGCAAUGGCUUUGCCCAAACAUGUAACGGAUAUAAUCGAUCCUUCAUUGCUCUUUGAAGAUGAUGAUGAUGAGGAAAAUGAAAAUGACAUUGACGAGACUGAAAUCAUUGAAGUCAAUCGCCAAGUCAAGGCUGGAAGAAGAACAAAUGAUUGUUUGGUUUCAGUGAUGCAAAUUGGAGUCAUGUGCUCAAAACUCUUACCAGGAGAGCGAAUGCUUAUGAAUGCGGUUGUCAACAAAAUGCAAGCAAUUAGAGAAUCAUAUCUCAAUUCCUAGAAGACUAAAGAAUAUGAAUAGGUUUUAGUUGUUACCUUAUCACAAUAGCUUCAUCUUUAUAAGAAUAUGAAUUUGCAUUUAAAUAUAUAAAUAUCUCAAAUCCAAGAAGACUAAAGAAUAAAAAUAUGAAUUUGCAU